This is a messenger RNA of Exophiala dermatitidis NIH/UT8656, 1753 nucleotides long. RefSeq lists its product as uncharacterized. NCBI's taxonomy places the organism in Eukaryota, Fungi, Ascomycota, Eurotiomycetes, Chaetothyriales, Herpotrichiellaceae. The record is from RefSeq and is a predicted model, not a curated record. Bases 618 to 1505 code for a protein of 295 amino acids. The transcript is spliced from 3 exons.
CCUGACCCCUCCAAGUUUCCACUUUCCCCUGCACCCACCUAUUUUGCGGGGCACAAGGCUACGCGCUGGCCUCCGCAUACUACUUACAAACCAAUGUGCCUCCAUCGACAUCACUGCAUGCUAACCUUUCAAAGCGUUACACCACGCGUGCACACUCACUGCCGAACGCUCUUGUAUGCUACAGCUUCAUGGGGUCCUUUGCCGCAGACCAAUGCAAAAUGAGCCAGUGGCAACUCCAAGGUCUGCAUAUCAACCGAUUUCCAUGAUGGGGCAUUUGCUGCUUUCGGACGCUGCAGCCACGAGGCCAUUGGACCCUGGGACAGCAGCAGACAAGUCGAGUGCGGAGAAUCCCUGCGAUCCUGACCUGGAGGGUAUAAUGGCCAAGGGAGGAAAUGGCUCUUACAAGCACAGCUGCACGGGCUGGCUAGUGUGACUAUGGUCUUCAAGGAGACUGGCUUCAUGGGGCAGUCCGAGGUAGGUACCGUUCUGCUCAUUGGUGUCACAUCACAUACAAAAAGCAAGCAUUUCCGCUACUCUUAGUGCCCCUGGAUCCAAAGGUUGGAUCGUGACUGCACUUUUUGAAUCCCCAUCGAACCCAAAGGGCCCAGACAGUAAACAUGGAAUCAGAACUCGCCGAGCUCAAGCAGGAAGUGCAGAGGCUUCAUGUCAAACUUCAAAAAGUCGAAGAUGAAGCCGAGAUCCGCAAAGUGCAUUUCAAAUACGGGUAUUAUCUCGACAAAUGCCUCUACCAAGAAGUCGUCGACAUGUUCUCCAACCAUCCAGACGCAUACGUCGAGUUCCUCGGCGCGCGAUACCGGGGCAAAGAAGGCAUUCGGCGACUCUACAUAGGGCGAUUCGCGCACUACUUCGUCAAAGACCGCAACGGACCCGUGUACGGGUUCCUCCUGGACCACCCAAUGAUGCAGGACAUAGUGGACGUUGACGCUUCAGGGACACAUGCAUGGGCACGAAUCCGGGCCCUCAUGAGCGCCGGCACCCAUCAAAGCAUCCAGGAAGAACACCCCCGAGGCCAUGCGCAGUGGUGGGAAGGAGGACUGUACGAAAAUGAAUAUAUCAAGGAAGACGGGGUGUGGAAACCCUUUCGGUACCGAUACUUCCCAUUCUGGCACGCCGAUUUCGAAAGGGGCUGGGCUCACACCAAGAAAAACUAUGUCCCUUGGCCGACUACUACGUAUCCUGAUGAUCCCAUGGGUCCCGAUGAAUUGAUCGAUGAGGACAAGAGAAUGUUGUGGCCCGACACCCGUGUUGUGCCUUUCCAUUAUGCGCAUCCUGUCACAGGGCAUAAUGUCAAGGAUGAUGAUUUGAGGGCUCCCCAUUAUGGUCAGGAUCCGAGCACGGCUUUGCCGCCGUUGAGUUUGGCUUUGCCGAAAGAUCUGCAGCAGAAGGAGAAAGAGCAGCCGCAGCAAAAUACGGUUACUUCUCCCGCAGCUCCGGAAAAGGUCGUGGCACAAACUGGAGAGAUAGCGGACAGCACGCCUGCUUGAUUGAAUAAUUAUCCUUGGGAAGCGCAUCCGGAGGUGUCAUUGUGCCGACCAGUUUCUGAUGUUGCCUCGGUCAAUACAGGUACUCUCUCUGGAAGAUACCGUACAUGUAGGAGGGUAUCUCAUGCUCGGCCAUCAACAAUGAUCGCAUACAUACUCAAUCCCACCCAGAAACAGGUCUCAUUCACUGCACAAUUAAUCACAUGGUAAAAGUGAACAUGCACAUUCAAUGCCUAUCCUAUGUCUUGCCG